Anolis sagrei ordinatus is the source of this 3362-nucleotide messenger RNA. It is a transcript of the gene CHERP, whose product is annotated as calcium homeostasis endoplasmic reticulum protein. Gene Ontology annotation, molecular function: RNA binding. Gene Ontology annotation, biological process: intracellular calcium ion homeostasis; RNA processing. Gene Ontology annotation, cellular component: perinuclear region of cytoplasm. The record is from RefSeq and is a predicted model, not a curated record. Lineage: Eukaryota; Metazoa; Chordata; Lepidosauria; Squamata; Anolidae.
AGGCGACGGCGCUGCUGCCGCAAAGUGCGGGCGCGCGGGGGAGUGUCGUGCUCAGCCCCGCCAAAGGGGCUCCCUUGACGGCUGGUGCGGCCUAGUCGCGCCGCUGAGGAGGACCUCACUCACUCGGAGUGGUCUCUUUCGACCAGCGCCACCAUGGAGAUGCCGCCGCCCCCGCCUGAAGACCAAGAGCUUCGCAAUGUCAUUGACAAGCUGGCCCAGUUUGUGGCCCGGAAUGGCCCGGAGUUUGAGAAGAUGACAAUGGAGAAGCAGAAGGAGAACCCCAAAUUCUCCUUCCUCUUUGGGGGAGACUUCUACGGCUACUACAAGUAUAAGCUGGCCCUGGAGCAGCAGCAGUUGCUGUGCAAGCAGAGCCAGGACCCUGAGGCCGCCCCCACUGCCAUCCCCGCCAUGCCAGCACAGCCGCCCUUGGCCCUGACACCCACACCCGUGGUCACUGCUGCCGCCGCCGCCUCGCAGGGGGCUGCCACGCCCAGCUCUGUGGAGGAGCUCAUCCAGCAGAGCCAGUGGAACCUCCAGCAGCAGGAGCAGCACCUCCUGGCCCUCAGACAGGAGCAAAUCACGGCUGCCAUUGCGCUGGCCGUCGACCAGCAGAUGCAGAAAGUCUUGGAAGAGACUCAGCUGGACGUGAACGAAUUCGAUAACCUGCUGCAGCCCAUCAUUGACACUUGCACCAAGGAUGCCAUCUCAGCAGGGAAGAACUGGAUGUUCAGUAACGCCAAGUCUCCCCAGCACUGCGAGCUGAUGGCCGGGCACCUGCGCAACCGCAUCACGGCUGAAGGGGCCCACUUUGAGCUGCGGUUGCACCUGAUCUACCUGAUCAAUGACGUCCUCCACCACUGCCAGCGGAAGCAGCAGCGGGACCUCCUGGCUGCCCUGCAGAAGGUGGUGGUGCCCAUCUAUUGCACCAGUUUCCUGGCCGUGGAGGAGGACAAGCAGCAGAAGAUCGCCAGGCUCCUUCAGCUGUGGGAGAAGAACGGCUACUUUGAUGAGGCCAUCAUCCAGCAGCUUCAGAGCCCCGCGCUUGGCCUCGGCCAGUACCAGGCCACCCUGAUCAUUGAGUUUGCCAACGUGGUCCAGCCAGUGCAGGUGGCCUUCCAGCAGCAGGUUCAGACCCUGAAGGCGCAGCACGAGGAGUUUGUCGCCAGCCUCACCCAACAGCAGCAGCAGCAACAACAACAGCUUCAGAUCUCGCCCCUUGAAAGCGAGGUGAAGCCGGCCCCCGCUCCAGCCCCGGCACCCCCUCCAACUGCCCCCAUUGCUCAAGCAGAGGAGGGAAAGGCCCAGCUGCCGCUCGCAGGCGCUGCUUCUGCUACUGCUGAGUACGAAGCCGCAGGUGCCGGAGGGACCGACCCCGCCGUGACUGGACCUCGGGGGGCUCACGAGCAUCUCCCCCCCAACAAGCCGCCUUGGUUCGACCACCCUGUCACCCCUUGGGCCCAGCAGCAGCCACCGGACCAGCCUCCUUUCCCGCACCACCCGGCGCCCCCGCACUGCCCCCCUUGGAACAGCGGUGGCGGGGCCCAUGAGGGGAUGUGGGGCGAGCAGCGGGAGCCUGGCUGGAACAACCAGCGUGAAGCCGCCCCUUGGAACAACCAGCCGGAGCCCCCAGCCUGGAACAACCAGUUUGAGGCCCCUUGGAACAACCAGCAUGAGCAGCAGCCGCCCCCGCAGCAACAGCCGCCCCCGCCUCCUCCUCCACCAUGGGGCGGGGGCCAGCGGGAGCCCCCCUUCCGCAUGCAGCGUCCGCCUCACUUCCGGGGACCCUUCCCUCCCCACCAGCAGCAACAGCAGCAGCACCCCCCACAAUUCAACCAGCCCCCGCAUCCCCAUAACUUCAACCGCUUCCCCCCGCGCUUCAUGCAAGACGAGUUCCCACCGCGGCACCCCUUCGAACGGCCACCCUACCCCCACCGCUUCGACUACCCCCAGGGGGACUUCCCACAGGAGAUGGGUCCUCCGCACCAUCACCCGGGACACCGGAUGCCCCACCCAGCCAUUGGGGAGCACCCCCCAUGGGGUGGACCGCAGCACCCAGACUUUGGUCCCCCGCCUCACGGCUUCAAUGGGCAGCCUCCCCACAUGCGCCGGCAGGGCCCCCCUCAUGUCAACCACGACGACCCCAGCCUGGUGCCCAAUGUCCCCUACUUCGACCUCCCGGCUGGCCUCAUGGCCCCACUGGUCAAACUGGAAGACCACGAGUACAAGCCUCUGGACCCCAAGGACAUCCGCCUACCACCCCCGAUGCCCCCCAGCGAGAGGCUGCUGGCGGCCGUGGAGGCCUUUUACAGCCCCCCCUCCCAUGACCGGCCCAGGAACAGUGAAGGCUGGGAGCAGAACGGUCUGUACGAGUUCUUCCGGGCCAAGAUGCGCGCCCGGCGGCGAAAGGGGCAAGAGAAACGCAACAGGAUGAUGAGGGGUGUCUCUUCCCUCCGCUCCGCGCCCAGCGGCCCCUCGCAGUCCCGCAGCCGCUCGAAGAGUCGUGGCCGCUCCUCCUCGCGCUCCAACUCGAGGUCCAACUCCAAGUCUUCUGGUUCCUACUCACGUUCCCGCUCCCGGUCGGGAUCCCGCUCCCGCUCCUACUCCCGCUCACAGUCUAGGAGCAGAAGCCGGUCACAUUCUUCUCGGAGCCGAUCUCGCUCCCGCUCCCGGUCCAAAUCCUACUCUCCCGGAAGGCGCCGCCGCUCCCGAUCUCGCAGCCAAACGCCUCCCUCUGCAGCCGGACUGGGCUCCAGCUCAGGGAAUACUGUUCCAGAAUCCAGGUUGGGAGAGGAGAACAAAGGACACCAGAUGCUGGUGAAGAUGGGUUGGAGUGGCUCUGGAGGCCUGGGGGCCAAAGAGCAAGGCAUCCAGGACCCCAUCAAAGGAGGAGACAUCCGGGACAAGUGGGACCAGUACAAGGGAGUGGGGGUAGCCCUGGACGACCCCUACGAGAACUACCGAAGGAACAAGAGCUACUCCUUCAUCGCUCGCAUGAAGGCCCGGGAUGAGAGCUGAUGCUGCUGCUGGAAGACAAAGGGAGCCCUGCCUGGCCUGAGCAAAGGAGCCAAGAUGCAACACGGCCCUCUCCCCGUACGCCCCUUUUCUUGAGGGCUUCCCUCUUUGUGUAGAGACCAUCGUGAUGAGAGGUUAACCUUCCCAUCUUGCCUGCUUCCAGGUCGGCAUUCUCCUGUAACCCCAGUAACCCCUCCCCCCAAAGUAUAUUUGUUGAUCUGGUUUUUAGACGGGUUGAACUGUAGGUGAGAAACCCUCCUCGCCUUUCCCACACAACUCUGCCUCUCCUCCCACCGUCUGUAACUAAAUUGUGACAUAUGUUGCCUUUCAAUAAAAGAGAGUUUCUCCUA